Molecule: messenger RNA, 1856 nt
Organism: Hippocampus zosterae (dwarf seahorse)
Lineage: Eukaryota; Metazoa; Chordata; Actinopteri; Syngnathiformes; Syngnathidae
Gene: atg3
Product: autophagy related 3
Exons: 12
Coding region: 141-1085 (314 amino acids)
Biological process (GO): autophagy of mitochondrion; nucleophagy; autophagosome assembly
Cellular component (GO): cytosol; cytoplasmic ubiquitin ligase complex
Molecular function (GO): Atg8-family ligase activity
Source: RefSeq, a predicted model, not a curated record
CGAUACCCGGAAGUGUUUCUUUUGGUCAUGUGAUUCACGAAUGUUGCUGCUGCAUCCUUAAUUUCGAAACAACUAUGUCGAGUUAGGUUUUUGUUUGUCUGUAUGCUUUCAGGGAGAAUCCCUUCAUUUGAGCCCGCAAGAUGCAGAACGUCAUUAAUACGGUAAAAGGAACAGCUCUCGGAGUGGCCGAGUUUCUUACGCCAGUGCUCAAGGAGUCCAAAUUUAAAGAAACUGGAGUCAUCACACCGGAAGAGUUUGCAGCAGCUGGGGAUCACUUAGUUCAUCACUGCCCCACUUGGAAAUGGGCCACUGGGGAGGAAGUGAAAGUAAAGCCAUAUUUGCCCCCGGAUAAACAAUUUCUCCUGACACGCAAUGUUCCCUGUUAUAAGCGCUGUAAACAGAUGGAGUACUUGGACGAGUUGGAGGCCAUCAUCGAGGAGGACGAUGGAGACGGGGGAUGGGUGGACACUUACCAUAAUGCAGGUUUGUUAGGCGUCACUGAUGCUGUACAGGAAAUUUCACUGGACAACAACAAGGACAAGAAUAUGAAUAGCACAUCGGCGGCCUGUUGCGAUGACGGCGAAGACGACGACGACGACGGCGAGGCAGCGGAUAUGGAAGAAUAUGAGGAAAGCGGCUUACUGGAAACGGAUGAGGCGACCCUGGACACCAGUAAAAUGGUCCAAGCCAAAAAAGCGGAGCCCGGGAGUGAAGACGCCAUUCUUCAGACAAGAACAUAUGACCUUUACAUCACGUACGAUAAAUACUACCAGACGCCUCGACUCUGGCUGUUUGGAUACGACGAAGACAGGCAGCCUCUGACCGUGGAACAAAUGUACGAGGACAUAAGCCAGGACCACGUGAAGAAGACGGUCACCAUUGAGAACCAUCCAAACCUUCCUCCACCCGCCAUGUGCUCUGUCCACCCUUGCAGACAUGCUGAGGUAAUGAAAAAGAUCAUCGAGACUGUGGCUGAAGGAGGUGGUGAACUUGGAGUGCAUAUGUACCUUCUGAUUUUUCUCAAGUUUGUCCAGGCUGUCAUUCCCACAAUAGAAUACGACUACACAAGACACUUCACCAUGUAGAAAUGGCCGAUGAUGGAAAGACGGCUUAUUCUGCCCCCGUGUGAUUUUCAUAUGAUCUGCUUUGGUGAUGAGAGGAUGUUUUGUCUCACUCUGGAACACUUUGCACGGGUGUAACUGACAAAAGAAAUGUCCAUCCGAAAUGGGAAUUGUUUCUUCCGUGAUUGGUGAUCAUAUCAUAACAGUUCUGAAAUGUGAUGUUUUGUCUUCAAGCAGAAAAAUCGAUGCACUUCACACGAGUAAACUUCGAUCAGUAUCAUAACAGUGUAAAAAUGACUUUCAACAGUUAUCCAGCGCUCGGUUCAAAGUAAUGCUCGGUUCACUCCAUCCUCAAUGCUUUAUGAUCUGACCGUAUACAAAUUGACAUUCCGUCGUGGUAUUUAAUGUGAUCCAUACUCUGCUACUUUCAUUUUACGCUAGUUUGCCACCAAACUCUUUGGGGAGUGCCUGGCCCUUGCGCUCAAGGCGUCUCCAUUUUCCCUAUAUGUCAAGUUUACAUUCGCACGAAGGCUCAACCAAAAAAAGGACCCCAAUAUCGCAAGACAUAAAAAAAAAAUAUGGUGAUUAAUUUUGGUAACUUUUUGUUGAACAUAGAAAUAAUGGCCACUGAAAUAUCUUGCUACUGUCAAAACAAUCAUUUGUAAAAUUAAAAAAAAAAAAGGCCAGACUCCAAAAAAGGUCAGAAUAAUACAUUGGUGCUAAAAUGUGGCCAAUUACGCAACAGUUUUAAUUUCAAGGUACCAUCAUGUUUUGCCAAGUUAGUUUUACGAGUUU